AUGAUCAAUCAGAAAAAACAAUAAAACUUUGAAGCCUUUGGUACUCAAAUCCCCAUACCCCUAAUACCUAAAAUAAAUACAUCAAAACCUGAAGUAUGUGAGAAAAGAAAGUUUGUUCCUAUUAAAAAAUAAUAAAAUAAUUUCAGCUCAUAAUUAUAAUAGAAUAAGUAAUAAUCAUUGGUAAAAAUUGAAAAAGAAACAAUUAUUGAAGAGAAGAAAACAAUCUGUUAAAAGCCUAAAUAAUCAAGAAAUAAAUAAAUAAAAAAAGCUUUGCCUUAAUUAAAAUCAAAAGUUGAAGAAUCAAUAUAAAUAAAUUAAGAAAUAACAAAUCCAGAAGUUGAUAAACCACUCACUUAUGUCAUUAUUAGAACAGUAAAAAUUAAGGAAAUAAAAGGAGAAAUUAUACUUAAUUAUAAGGAUAAAGCUGAAUGUCUCUAAAUUAGAAAUAGACUUUUAAAUUUCGAUGAUGUUAAACAGAAAUUUCCAUAUAUUGAAAAUUUAAAUGAGAAAAUAUUAAUUGAAAUAGAUAAUAAUAUUAUUAUGAAAAAGAAUUAGAUAGGUUGGAUGGAUUGUAGAGAUUGUGAGGAAUAUCUACUCUAAUGA
Molecule: messenger RNA, 603 nt
Organism: Paramecium primaurelia
Lineage: Eukaryota; Ciliophora; Oligohymenophorea; Peniculida; Parameciidae
Source: the annotation of a GenBank genome assembly